This is a messenger RNA of Cetraspora pellucida, 230 nucleotides long. Lineage: Eukaryota; Fungi; Glomeromycota; Glomeromycetes; Diversisporales; Gigasporaceae. The record is from the annotation of a GenBank genome assembly.
GUUUACUUGCUCAUGUUGUCAAAGAAUUAACUAUUUAUAUAUCUUCUCGACAUAAUUAUAUGAAUCUAUUAGCUGAAGAUGAACAGGUCAUAGAUGAGAAAGAAAAAGAUAAUAAAUAUAAAUUACUUGAAGAGUUGUUAAAUGAGAAGCUAGAAGAAGUUACAAUCAAGCAAUAUAGAAUAUUAGUCUUAAAGGAAUUCUUUGACCUUGUAGUAUUUGACAGUAAUUAA